This is a messenger RNA of Xylaria bambusicola, 1974 nucleotides long. RefSeq lists its product as uncharacterized. Lineage: Eukaryota; Fungi; Ascomycota; Sordariomycetes; Xylariales; Xylariaceae. The record is from RefSeq and is a predicted model, not a curated record. Bases 1 to 1974 code for a protein of 657 amino acids. The transcript has a single exon.
AUGGCAAAGAAAAGAGCAGAAGGCCCGAAGGACGUCAUCGACCUCAGUAUAUGGAAAGAAGAUAUGGCAGAGCACAUCAAUACCAAGUGGCCCAUUCUAAGAGAUCUCAAUAUGAAAGAGAUAUUAGCGAAGUAUGAGUCUCCCAAGAUCGGCGCACGUAUGUUUGGCCGAGAUGAGCGUUCUGCGAGAUAUUGGUCCGAACGCGACCUAGAGAAGCUUAACCAGAAAGCUCCCACGGUGCAUGGUCCGACGAACCAACACGAAGACACUGCCAGGGACCGUGAUCCCAGCUACGGGAGGAAGCUUUAUAAGACGAGCUUAAGAGUAUGGAAUGUAUUUCCAACGGAAAUCAUCAGUCCAUUUGCUGGAUUAGUCUAUGGUUCUAAACACGAUCCAGACAUACAAUCCAAGUUAAUCGAGAUGGAAUGGCCAACAUCCUUUAGCAAGAGUUUGAUGCCAAUCCUGAUUCAUAACAUAUGGCAGGGAAACAUGAGUUUUAUGGCUGCUGCCAUCAAAUUUACUUGCAUCUGCAGGUGUGAUGAUCGACGCCCCUGCACACUCCCAUUGCCACGUCGCGAUCCUUUAUACAUGGCUAUCAUAUAUUGUCAAGACAAAGCACCGCAAUCCUCCGUGCCAAAACUCCUCGAUGCUGUGAGAAAGAGGCUUAAGGAGGUAAAAAAAUGGCCUUCGAGGGAGUUUGAGGUUUUCCAUUCCAUCGCCGAAGUAGCUUGGAAAUGCGCCAAAUGUACGAGCAAACGUGGUAGACGCAGGCCGAAAGCGAAGCCACAAUUCUGGUUUCUUCACACAGUUAGAACAAGCCAUCUCAAACUGCUUGCCAGAGCCCUGGAUAGGACGAUGAUACAUGGUGCACCAUUCCUACCCUCCAGUAUACAGAAGAAGCUGUUCAAUUAUGCGCGCGCAUGUGGUAGACCUUAUGCCAGAGAUCCACCCAUCAAUUCCGCAGAGUAUAUAAAGUAUCGUAAAAUUGCUCUUAAAUAUUUGCGACAAGAGGCAAUCGUUUAUGAGCAUGGGAUCGAAGAGAAUCCAUCCGUCAGAUUUAGUCUUUCAAUCAAUACACGUGUCAUAACCAAAGACGAGGAAUCAAGCGAUGAUUCAGAUGGUGAUUCAGACAAUGAUUCAGAUGACUCAGAUGACGAUUUAGACGAAGUUCUAGAUGACAGUCAUGACGAAGAUGACGACGAGGAUGACACUGGAGAUGAUGAAUCUCACUCCUCCGAUAUCGAUGUCAUCGACGAAACGCCAGCGCGUACUCCCAAGAGUGUUGACAAGUCAACUCGAAGAAGAACCCAGAGUAUUGGUUUACCCAAGAAGAGGCCCUUUCCAAACUACGAUGAGGAAGAAUCUGCUUCAAAAAAACGUCGGCGUAUUAGAAACAAGGUUACAGAGGACGAUGGUGGGUCCGAUCUUGACGGGGGCGACGGGUGCAUGAACUUACCACCCCAGCGAAUCCAAACCAUGCCGACCAUCAGAGAAGAUGGCGCGCAUAUCGAGGGUAACCCCGCUGGCAUGUCACCCGAUCGAGUUUCGGACGGACCGGUUUUUUAUCCGGAGAGCGUGUUCAGCAAAGUUGAUACCCCCGACGGAAGCAGCUCCCACGGUUAUGGUGACUCAGUGCAAGACAAUACUGAGGUUCAGCAAACCCACGUCCAGUCUUCAGGGGACAGUCCCGAUCUUAGGACCCUAGAAGCUGGGAAUAAUAACAGCGAUGCAGAAGCAGAACAAACAACUGCGACUGAUCAGGGUGAACCUGAACAUUCUCAGCCGAGGGAUCCAACUCCACCAGAGUCAGUGGAGGAGGCUAAUCAAAGAGGUGCAAGUUAUCAGCGUGAUCCUGAGGCCAGUAAUGCAAGCGAUAUACUUGCAAUCCAGAAGACGCUCACAUUUGACAGUUUUUCGAAUGAAGUUGCCUGUAGAACCGAGGUGAAUCUCUCGAAAGGGGUUCACCGUACUUGA